Colossoma macropomum (tambaqui) is the source of this 3158-nucleotide messenger RNA. RefSeq names its product RAB5B, member RAS oncogene family (gene rab5b). The record is from RefSeq and is a predicted model, not a curated record. Gene Ontology annotation, molecular function: GTPase activity; GTP binding. The coding region runs from base 289 to 933 and encodes 214 amino acids. NCBI's taxonomy places the organism in Eukaryota, Metazoa, Chordata, Actinopteri, Characiformes, Serrasalmidae. The transcript is spliced from 6 exons.
AAUGUAGCAUCGAAAUCAAUAUCCUGAAAAUUCAUGUCCGCUUCUGCGCCUGCGCGGCUCGGACAGGAAGUUCCCGCAGCCUUUCGACCAGCUGAUAGAUCAACAACCGAAGAGCCGGAUCGCCGAUAGACAGCGGCCUACGGUUCAGCCCAGGACAGCGCGGAGGCCCGGACAGAAGUGACCAGAGUAGGAGAUCCACAGACUUCGUCCAGUGUUUGGGUCGCUGUGGUCAGAGACGCCGCCUCGGAGGACCCCAACCCCACGCCCCCCCACUACCCUUCCUUCAAUAUGAGCUCCCGUGCGAGUGGCAGGGCCAAUGGGAGCCUGCCUCAGACCAAAAUCUGCCAGUUCAAGCUGGUGCUGCUGGGUGACAUGGCGGUGGGCAAGUCCAGCCUGGUCCUGCGCUUCGUCAAGGGCCAGUUCGACGAGUUUCAGGAGACCACCAUCGGAGCUGCCUUCUUGGCUCAGUCUGUUUGCCUGGACGACACCACGGUGAAGUUUGAGAUUUGGGACACGGCCGGGCAGGAACGUUACCACAGCCUCGCGCCGAUGUACUACCGUGGAGCGCAGGCGGCCAUCGUAGUGUUCGACAUAACGAAGCCGGAGACGUUUGAGCGAGCGAAAGCCUGGGUGAAGGAGCUGCAGAGGCAGGCGAGUCCCAACAUCGUCAUUGCUCUGGCGGGGAACAAGGCUGACCUUGCUGACAAGAGACUGGUGGAGUACGAGGAGGCUCAGACGUAUGCUGAAGACACAGGCCUGCUGUUCAUGGAGACCUCUGCCAAGACCGCCAUGAACGUCAACGAGUUAUUCCUGGCCAUUGCGAAGAAGAUGCCAAAAACAGACACCCAGAACCCCACGCACGCCGCCCGACACCGGGGGGUCAACCUGCAGGACCCCGACGCCCAGUCCGCCCGAAGCUGCUGUGGGAACUAACCGCCCGUCUACACCCCGUCAUCUACAUCGACAACAAGGGAGUCCCCCAACGCCCUGUCCUCCCCAACCCCAUGCCCACCCCCACCCUCCACCCUUUCACCUCCAAAGACUGGCAUGGAGAGAAGAGAGCGAAAGAGAGAGAGAGCGAGAGAGCAGGAAGGAAAAGUGUUGGGAUCCCUCACUGAUGCCAGAAAGAGAGGUCAGAUGCGAAGUGAAGGAUCGUUUGUACUGUAUGUAAUGUUUAGCACUUAAUCGUGGACGUCUGUUUUUGUUUGUUUGUUUCUUUUGUUUUGGUCAAAUCUUUGUCAACAUUCAUUCUCGAUUAUGCAAGCAGUGUAGUGUCAACUUCGGGGCGGCAGAGCAAUGAGGAGAACAAGAGAGACUGAGGAGGUGCUCGAGAAGGAAGGCGAGAUCGAAGAACAAGGAGGCGAGCUAUUCUUUCCCCACCCAGUCUUCCCUUUUUUCGCCCCGGGGAGGUCCCUCUGACGUCCCUCUGACGUCCCUCUGACGUCCAGAAGAUGGUCACAAGCCUAGAAACCGUAUUCUAACUCUCACUCUGGCUCUUUAGCACUGAGAUGAAUCCAACGUCCCAACCCGGCCUGUCAAUCAUACAAUAGGAAAGCUCCUGAUCUAUGGAAUAACCUUUAGAUCCUGCCUGGCCCAACCGUCAGGACCCCCACCUGGGCACUGUUCUCCUGCACGCAGGUCAUACGGCUUUCAUUUCCUGUACAUCCGCCAAGGCUUGACCGACAAGAAACGUCUUCCUGGCCCCUUCCUUCUACUGGAAUGCUCUCCAGCCAACCGUGCCCACAUAUGUCUAAUAGUCGCUGUUGGGAGGGAAAAAAUAAACGCUGUUCUGCGAUGGUUCUUCUUCGUUGUGGUCGACUCAUGGAAAACUAGAAACAAUCAACCAACCCAUCCGUUAUGUAGUAGAGCUAAUUAACGUAAAGAAAUGCUUCUUAACCGUUUUACUUACUGUGUGAGAUGAUGCAGAGUCAUGCUCCUUGGCUUCUCUGAAUGCAGAGGUUGCACAGAAGCAGCGUCUAAAAAAAAAUUAAAAAGCACCCACAAUCAUUCGCUUUUUAUGCCGAUUGGUAAACGUGGCGAGGGAAGUUUUCGCCCGCCUUAAAAGUCGCAAAGUCCCAGAAAGGUUGGAAAAAAACAGAAGUGCCUACUCUCCGUUUUUUCCGUGUUCUUUGUUUUGGGCUCACUUGGGGCGCGUUCCGGGUUUUGCGGAUUGCCUCUACGUUCCCAAUCCAGUCUGUUAGGGCCUCGAGCCAGUCCAUGCUUUCGUUCCAGCCGAGUACCUGAACCAGGUAGUCAACCAUUGUGUGUUUUACAUGUUCUGGAAUAGAAGAAAACUGUGGAUUGAUCGGGGAUAAUCCAAUGUAAUCUCCUUCUGCUGAAUCUGUAGCGAAUAAUUUAGUGGGCCUCAUUCGUCAAUAUCUUCGUAAGUCUUUUUUUCGUAAAUUUGUUCUUGAGAAAGGUCUUGAGAGAAAGUCUACGUCAGAUUCGUAAAGCGCACAAUUGUUCGCACCUUUGAGCUCUUGAGUGCGUGUAGAUUCUGUUCUUGCAUAAAAACUAAUCCCAAAUGAGAGAACAUUGUCAGAAUCUACGUAAAAGUGGGUUUUAAGAAGAAAUUUCUUCGUAACAAUGGUCGGUGAAUGAGGCCCAUUGUCCUGCAGCAUCUGCCCAGUGACGUUAGGUACGUUCCGAGUCCAGUUUUCUGUUCUUGUACUGAGUACAGGCUUAAAAUGAUCCUCUGUGGUAACCGACUGCUACAGAUGCAGCAGACAGAGGUCGGAAAACGCUGGAAUAUUCCCGCAACGACUCGACUGGGAUCCUAAAGCAUAGUGUUUCCGAGACCUUGGCCUGAAACGUAUUAAUAACCUGCAACACGUUCUUAUGAGUGGAAGAGAGAAGUCCUUCAUAGUGUCUUGUUUUUCAGGAUGCAGUUUGUUGUCGAUAAUUUUAUGUGUAAAAAAAGAAAUGAAUUCUAUCGUUUUAUUUAAAAUUGGUUUUAGUUAGUAAAUUUAAGGGUUGCCAAUACAAUUUUAUGGUCAUUUAAGGAAUGUUGAUGAUGAUGAUGAUGCAUCGCAUAAAUUGAAGUCAUUUGUCACGUCUCUUUCAAUCCAGUUUAUUUUGUGGGAUAGAUUUGAUCUCCUGUUAACACUUCUGUGAACUGAAAAGUCAAAUAAAGCUGUGCUAUUCUGCUAUGAAUGGAA